This is a messenger RNA of Diuraphis noxia (Russian wheat aphid), 705 nucleotides long. RefSeq names its product laminin subunit gamma-1 (gene LanB2). Gene Ontology annotation, biological process: tissue development; animal organ morphogenesis. Lineage: Eukaryota; Metazoa; Arthropoda; Insecta; Hemiptera; Aphididae. The record is from RefSeq and is a predicted model, not a curated record.
AGAUGCAUACCGGGUUUCGAGAACGCGGCGUUCGGAUUAGAAGUGGAAGCGACCAACACGUGUGGGCAAUCCGGUCCCACGGAAUUUUGCGUGCAGUCGGGCAGUCAAGUGACCAAGAAGACGUGCGACGUGUGCACAGAAUCGUCUCAUUCGCCAUACUACAUGACAGAUUUCAGCAGCUACGCGAAUCGGACGUGGUGGCAGUCGGAAACAAUGUACGAGAGCGUUCAAUACCCGAACCAAGUCAACCUGACUUUGCACUUUGGUAAAGCAUUCGAUAUCACGUACAUCCGACUUCUGUUUUAUUCGCCGAGGCCCGAGAGUUUCGCGGUGUACAAGAAAACUACAGAAGAUGGACCGUGGAUACCAUAUCAGUUUUACAGUGGGAGUUGUAGAGACACCUACGGAUUGCCAGACUUGAAUUAUAUCCGUCUUGGUGAACAAGAGACCAGGGCGUUCUGUACUUCCGAGUUUUCAGAUAUUUCUCCAUUAACGGGAGGAAGUGUGCCAUUUUCCACACUAGAAGGUAGACCAUCAGCAAAAUUUUAUGAUUCAAAAUCGGAAUUUUGGGAUUGGGUAACCGCAACAGAUGUCCGUAUCACGUUAGACCGUUUAAAUACAUUUGGUGACGAAGUAUUUGGUGAUCCUCAAGUUCUGAAGUCAUAUUUCUAUGCUAUUGCUGAUUUUGCUGUUGGAGCUAGGUGA